AUGGCGCUGCCUACUUUGUACUCUUAUAGCUACGAGCUGGUAGAUACUCGCAACGGGACUAGUCCAUGCCCUGUUGCUCGAUGCAUCCUGCCCGCACCGUCAUCGUGGUUUGCUGCCAGCCUGGACGACGCCACCUGGCAAUUGGCUGCGAAAUCGUAUUCUCCUCUCCUACAAACGUCCUUUCGCAACAUCUCUGCCGUCGACAGUGGAGUGCUGCUUCCCACCUCUCUCGCUGUUGGAGCAUCGAUCACAAUUCCCAUCCUUGACGACAAGCUUCCUCACCGCCGCUUUCUCUCCAAUCGCUCAUCCUUCCUUCCUGACGCUGCCAAUGUUGCUGGCUUUCUAGUGGCGAUGGGAUACGGGCCGGGAUCAUCCAACCAAUACUUCAGCGUCAUGGUUCAGGCUUACCAAGCCUAUUGUGGUGGUAAAGCCAUAGCUGGGGAGGUACGUGCUUGUUUCGCUUCUAAGAGUUCUAUGGACACUUACGUCAAGAGAAAUUUCCCGAAAGCCAAAUUUGUCAAGCUUGCAAAGUUCCAAAGCUCUCCAACAAAGAUCACACUCACCCGCAUUGACAACAUGCCUGCUAUCCAAACCAUCUGCCACAAGAUUGUCUUCCCAUAUGCGGUCUACUCGUGCCACAAGAUUGACAACACGAUUGCAAUCUACGUAGAAGGGCACAUCAGCCAGAAGCCUGCUGAAAAGGAGGUAGCUGUACUCAUUUUUCACGAGGACACAUCUAGCUUCGCUCGAGAUUCUCCAUCUCUGAGGGCGCUCAACAUGAAGCCGGGAGAAGGAGCCUUUUGUCAUUUCUAUGCUGAGAAUGACUUACUUGCGAUUCAGUCUUCACCAUGA
Molecule: messenger RNA, 852 nt
Organism: Selaginella moellendorffii
Lineage: Eukaryota; Viridiplantae; Streptophyta; Lycopodiopsida; Selaginellales; Selaginellaceae
Product: BURP domain-containing protein 12-like
Exons: 2
Coding region: 1-852 (283 amino acids)
Source: RefSeq, a predicted model, not a curated record